CCUCAAGAGUACAGAAGACGCUAAUGUAAACGUGGAAACAGACUGAUCCUAGCGUGCAGUACAAUUGAAGCAAUAUUUUGGAGUUUUGCGGCCUUUUUGAGAAGAAAAUCGAAUAGUGACGACAAUCAAAAAUGGCCAGGGCUGCUUUGGUUACAGGUUCCAACAAAGGUAUCGGUUUUGGCAUAGUCCGGUCCCUCUGCAAGAAACUAGACAGCGACUGGACGGUGUACCUGACCUCCAUGAUAGAGGAGGAAGGGAGAGAGGCCGUGGCCAAACUGAAUCAGGAAGGGUUGAAACCAGCCUUCCACCAGCUUGAUAUCUUGGAUCAGGCCAGUAUUGACGGGAUGCGGACACACUUGCAGAAGGAGCACGGAGGUCUGGAUAUUCUCAUCAACAACGCUGGCAUUGCCUUCAAGGAAAAUGCUACAGAAUCCAUUGGUGUUCAGGCCAAAGCUACCAUAGGAACCAACUUCUUUGGGACUCUGGCUAACUGUCGAGCUCUGAUCCCCCUGAUACGGUCUCACGGAAGAGUUGUCAACGUUGCAAGCCGACGAGGGAAGUAUGCAUUUGAAGCCAUGAGUUCUGAGGUCCAAGGUCGCUUUCUGGCCGCCAAAACUGAGCAAGAUGUUGAACAACUCAUGAAAGAUUACAUUGAAAUUGCCGAAGGUGGCGACCCAGCUAGCAAAGGUUGGCCGGCAUCCACCUAUGGUACCUCCAAGAUGGGUCUGAUUGCGCUGAGCAAAAUACAGGCGGCUGAUAUUCUGAAAGACAAGACUAGAGAAGACAUCCUUAUCAUGGCUUGUUGUCCUGGCUACGUGCGCACGGACAUGUCCAGUCAUACAGGCGAGAUUUCUAUCGAUGAAGGGGCUGAUACGCCAGUCUACCUUGCCCUCCAACCCAAAGGCUCCAGGGAAACCCACGGCAAGAUGUACAGGGAGAGGGUGGUCUACUUUGAUUUCUAAGUCGCCCAAUAUUAGCUUGUACUUAGACACACAGAAACCAAGGGCGUUAGCACAGGCUAAAUUUUAAGCUCUUCUCAUUGGAUAAUUGGUUAGUAAUGGCUCCAGGGGGCUCAGGAAGAGAGUGGUCUACUUUCAUGUCCAAGUCUUCCAGUAUUAGCUUGUACUUAGACACACAGAAACCAAGGCCGUUAGCACAGGCUAAAUUUUAAGCUCUUCUCAUUGGAUAAUUGGUUAGUAAUGACUCCAGGGGGCUCAGGAAAGUGGUUUACUAUCAUUUCUUAGUCUCCCAGUAUUAGCUUGUACUUAGACACACAGAAACCAUGGCUGUUGGUACAGGCUAAAUUUUCAGCUCUUCUCAUUGGAUAAUUGGUUAGUAAUGACUCCAGGGGGCUCAGAGAGAGAGAGUGGUUUACUUUCAUUUUUAAGUCUCCUCAUAUUAGCUUGUACUCACGCACCCAAGAUUCAAGGGUGCUGGUACAGACUGCAUUUUCAAAGGCCCUUAUUGGAUGAUUUACCUGUGAUUGACUGGAGGGCCAGGACAGUAAAGAAGAAUUGAUUGUAUUCAUGAUGAGGUUUUGAUAAAGGCGAUGACGAAUUUAAGUUCAGCAAUUCCAGAGCAUGACCAAGUGAUGUAAGUUUUGAUUUCCAUUUAGAAAACUCUUUCAAAGAGAUUUACAAAGAGAUGUAAAAAAAAUGUUUAUUGUAAAAUAUUUGAAGUGUUUAAGCAAGGUUUCUGUACACUUCAUUGAGGAUACUGAAAUAAUGUACAACAGCAAAGUGAUUUUUUGCGACUUCUUUUGUUCUGAUAUUAAAAAUAAGUUUGUUACUGUGAUUUUUUUUAAUUGUAUACUUAUAGGGACACAUUAUAGGAGAUUGUGCUCUGUAUGAUUAUUAAUCAUUUUAUUGCUUUGUUCUUUGCCAACCAUGCCAGCCCUGAUAUUUUGUAACGAUCAUAAUUUAUCUUUAAAAAUGAAAAAAAAAAGUCUCAAUGUCUUCAGUUUAGAUUAGACGACAGAGGACAUUUAAAUUCUGAAAUAGGGUAAAACUGAAAUUGGAAUGUGUGGUCAUGGAACAGCAUUUAAUUAAAGUUGACUCAUCAAUUUUGUAAAAAGAACUUUUUGUUUCUAUCAGA
Messenger RNA from Patiria miniata (bat star), 2094 nucleotides. RefSeq names its product carbonyl reductase [NADPH] 3-like. Bases 132 to 962 code for a protein of 276 amino acids. NCBI's taxonomy places the organism in Eukaryota, Metazoa, Echinodermata, Asteroidea, Valvatida, Asterinidae. Gene Ontology annotation, molecular function: carbonyl reductase (NADPH) activity. The record is from RefSeq and is a predicted model, not a curated record. The transcript has 6 exons.